AUGGAACGCACUUCGGUGAACACUCCACCUUCGUUCAAAGGAGAGGGAUAUGAAGACUGGAAAGGAAUGAUGAAAGCUUUCAUCUCUGCACAGGACUCUAGAGCAUGGCAAUGCAUCUUGCACGGUUGGUAUCCUCCUCAGUCUCAAAAGGAGGAAGGUAGCUCCGAAAUUAUGUUAAAACCUUUUGAUAAAUGGACUGCUAAUGAAAUUGCUUAUAGUGAAGUUGAAAAUAAGGCUAUGAAUGCUUUAUAUAUAGCUUUGUCUGAAGAUGAAAGAGUUCAAAUUAAGCGUUGUGAAAAUUCAAAAGAUGCGUGGGAAACUUUAGAAAAUACUUAUGAAGGAAAUAAAAAGAUGAAGGACGAUGAGUCUGUGGAUCACUUUUAUAAAAGAAUGAUAGCUAUCACAAGCCAGAUCAAAUAUGUGAAUGCUAAAAAGACGAUUCCACAAGAUGAAAUUGUCAUGAAGAUCCUCAGAUCUCUUCCAAGAAAAUUUCGUGAGAAAAAGACUGCCAUAUCAGAUGCUUAUGAUCUUGAUACUUAUUCCCUGCAAGAAUUAAUAGGUAAUCUUAAAACUUUUGAAGCAGAGUUAAUUGAUGAAGAAAGAGUUGACCAGAAAAAGCCAAAAAACAUUGCUUUCAAGGCUACUAAGAAAAUAGAUAAAAAUGAACAAGAUUAUAAUGCUGCUGAGUAUGCUUUGUUAACAAAAGAAUUCAGAAAAAUUUUGAACAAAAGAAAUUCUGGUAAAGCUGCUUUAGACUCUAGAAGAGUACAGAGAAAUGCAGACAAAAAGACAUUGAAGACCUCUUGGAGUGAUGACGAGGAUGAGAAAGAUGAAAAAAAUGUGGCAUUUAUGGCUUCUUUAAAUUCUAGACAAACUGAUACUGACAUCAGUGAUGCGGAAACUAAUUUUCUGGAUUAUGAUGAGUUAGAAGACAAGUAUUCACAGCUGUGUGACAUUUCAGAAAGCAUGAACAAGAAGCUAGGACAUCUGGAACUCAAAGUUAUUUCUCCUGAAACUCAAAAACAAAAAGUUGAAAUUAUGUUCAAAUCUUCUCAAAAUCUUUGGGAGGAAGAGAAAAAUAAAUUGAUUUCUGAUAUGCAGGAAUUACAGGAAGAAUUUAACAAAAACGAAUGGGGUUCAGAAAAACAGGUGUUGCUUAAAGAAGUAGACGAUCUAAAAGUUGAUUUAUCUAAUUGUUUUAAUGAAAGAGAUUCUUUUGCAGCAGAAAUCAAAAUCUUACAGAAAAAACUUGAUGAAUCUCAUGAAAAAUUUACAAAGUUUGAAGGAAGUUCUGAUACUGUCAAAAUGCUUCUUAAGACAUGA
This is a messenger RNA of Argentina anserina (silverweed cinquefoil), 1323 nucleotides long. RefSeq lists its product as uncharacterized. The record is from RefSeq and is a predicted model, not a curated record. The coding region runs from base 1 to 1323 and encodes 440 amino acids. The transcript is spliced from 3 exons. NCBI's taxonomy places the organism in Eukaryota, Viridiplantae, Streptophyta, Magnoliopsida, Rosales, Rosaceae.